AUGGCGUCUCUCCAGAUUGGUCCCAUUUCUUCUACUGUCGGGGUAGCUCGCUCGACGAUUGCCCGGCGCUCGACCUGCCGUGGCUGCCACCGGAUCUCCAACUUUUCCAACUUCCACGCCUUCUCCAGGACUGCGUCUCGAGGACCGCAGUCGGCGAGCCAGCAAACCCCCGGACGUCGCCCCUUUUCACAGCAGUCACACAGGCCAAGGGCCGACUCCAAGGUGCACGACUCCAAGAUCCACUGGUAUCCCAUCCCCGUCGGUCUCGGCGUUGGGUUCCUGGGGCUGGUGCAGUUCUACAAGGUCUACACCAGAGAGCAGGAAAAAGAGACCGAAGAUGGCGAGCCCGGACAACGGCCGAAAAAGAGACCGCGGGUUCGCCCAGAUGGCCCCUGGCCGGGGCGCGACCCCUCGAUCCUAAACCGAAUGGGCUCCUUCUCCCCAUCUGACGGGGGGGUUCUUGCAGGUCGGACAAAUAUCAGGGCGGGCGAUAUCGAGCAGGUGAAAGGGAUGACCUACACCAUUGACGGCCCUCCCUCGGCCAAAACAGACCCUACCCCGAGAUCCUCGGGGCCGGGUAAACUCCGUAAACGAAGCGAACACGAACUGGAGGGGGAUGAAGAGCUUGUCCAAAGAGAGGAGGAAUUCGCCCGGGUCAAUGGCAUCUCUUACACUCUCCCGGACCUCCUCUCGGGCAACAAGAAGAAGCGCAAGAGCAGCUUCGACCACCCCAAAGACGAAUCCGUCACCGCCUCGGCCACCUCUGUCUCUGAAGUCCGCGCGGAGCUCGAGCUGGGCGAGAAGUCCUGGCUUGACUAUCUCUCCCCCGACAGCCGGCACGUGCUCUACUACGCCGUCAUCUACCUCGCGCCCGGCGACUACCACCGGUUCCACUCGCCUACUAAUUGGGUUGUUGAGCGCCGCCGUCACUUCGCCGGCGAGCUGUACAGCGUGUCGCCCUACCUGCAGCGUACCAUGCCCGGCUUGUUCACGCUCAACGAGCGCGUCGUGUUGCUCGGCCGUUGGCGCUGGGGUUUCUUCAGUUACGUCCCCGUCGGCGCUACCAACGUUGGAUCUAUUAAGAUCAACUUUGACAGGGAACUCCGCACCAACAGUCUGACUACCGACACCGAGGCCGACAAGGCCGCCGAGGAGGCUGCCAACCGUGGCGAGCCGUACCUGGGUUACGCCGAGGCGACAUACGAGGCCGCGAGUUCUGUGCUGAGGGGUCAUGCGCUAAGGCGCGGUGAGGAGAUGGGUGGCUUCCAGCUGGGCAGCACCAUUGUGAUGGUGUUUGAGGCGCCGGCCGGGGAGCACGACGAGAACGGGCGGCACACGGGCGGGUGGCAGUGGGCUGUGGAGAAGGGGCAAACGGUCAAGGUUGGGCAGGCGCUGGGGCAGAUUGAUGUUUCAUCUCAUGCCAACUGA
Chaetomium globosum CBS 148.51 is the source of this 1428-nucleotide messenger RNA. RefSeq lists its product as uncharacterized. The record is from RefSeq and is a predicted model, not a curated record. Gene Ontology annotation, molecular function: phosphatidylserine decarboxylase activity. Lineage: Eukaryota; Fungi; Ascomycota; Sordariomycetes; Sordariales; Chaetomiaceae. Gene Ontology annotation, biological process: phosphatidylethanolamine biosynthetic process. The transcript is spliced from 2 exons. Bases 1 to 1428 code for a protein of 475 amino acids. Gene Ontology annotation, cellular component: mitochondrion.